AUGGCGGACAUACAGCAAUGGCGCCGCAAGAUACAGCCCGCCAGCCGAGUACGCACUCCAGCCCUGGAGGAUACAGAAGAUACACUGCCCCCGGCAACUCCAAAGCAACGCGGUUUGAAGUCGAAAGUCUCGUCCUACUUCGAUCUCGGAUUGCCCAAGUCCACCGUCGGCCAGGAAGAGACUGCCGAGCCGCAGCUUCCAAUCUGGCCUCGGGACCAGCUGUAUCCAGACCCGAAUGUCGAAGACCAGAUGGACUCCGUGAUGUGUCGACUGAUGGCGCACCCGCACAUCCCGCUAGACGUAUGCUUCAAUGGCAACCUCAUGCGCAUCUUUGAAGGCUACGUAAGGCUGAAGGAGGAGCGGGACACUCUGCAGAAGCGCCUGGACCAUGACGCUUCUGCUUUUCAGGCAAUGUUGUCGAAGUAUAAUAUGGCGGAGAAGGACUGGCAGGACGAAAAGGAGGAUUUCAAAGAGGAGGUCAAACGCUUGGAGAUUCUUCUGUCCAAGACAAGCAAGCGUGGCCUUGCCGAAGUAACUUUGGCACGGCAGGACAGUAGCCUCCGGAGCCGCAAGAGAGAGCGAAGUGACCACAAGGAAACGCUGCUGGAGUUUCUCGACCGUGCCAAGAUUUUGCAUCCUCCGGACAAGAUCUAUGAGAGCCAGAGAGGUAAGUGCUGAUAUUUUCCCGGGUCGUGCCUUUCUGACAUCAGAUAGCCACGAUGAAACCCCUUUUCCAAUCGCCAACAGACAAGGAUAAAAGAAUUUCGCAGACACUGGCGCAGAAAAAGAGUAUGACGAACAUUCAUGCCGACUUACCAUUUGGCACACCACCACGAGACAUGAGGUUUUCGUUGACAAAUGCCUCAAUGCUGGAGCAACAGGCGCCGAACACCACGCGAAGACGAGCAGCCACGGCCUCAACCGAUACCUCUGUAGACACUUUCUCGACCUUCAGUGCGGAAGGUGACAUAUUUCGACAAGGAGCCGGUCAGUCCAGGCAGCCAGAUGUACCGGCAACCGAUGAGAGCGCCUUCUCGGAGAUCGAGCGUCUGGCGAAUACGAUUGCUCUGCGGCGCAAUGUUGACCCCGAGAGCGUGAAGCCGCUGCUUAUGAAACUCUUCCAUGCUCCUCACGCUGCUUCCGGGGAUCACAAGACCGGCGGUAUCUCGACUGGACCAGGUAUCGGCGAGGACUCCGCAAAGUCGCGAGGUUCCGCCAGAGUGGUCUCGGGCAGUGUGCCGGUGAAACGCCCAUCUGCACUGUCGAAGGCUUCAGGAUUCUUCAACAGACUGAGGCCGCAGCUCAGCGUAGACAACACAAGCAACUCUCGCUCGGUUUCGCGCCGAUUCUCCUUCGAGCCCGGAGAUGAUGGCGCCGCCCAGAGCCGUGCGACAGCAGGAGUCACCGUACCUAGCAAUAGCAAGGAUCGUUUCCUCCGCAAGAGCGUUUCCCUCGACGCUUUGCAACAGAUGUCGCAAUCCACCGCGGUUGGAGUAGAAGAAAUACAUAAUUUGUCGCCGGUAGCAGCAUCUCCUACGACGUCCGCGCCGGCGGUGGAUGGGAGGCCUCCUUCUCGGAUCCCCACGCCAGUGUUCAACACAGGGUACCUGGCGAAGCCGCGCCAAGAACGCGAAGACUCAGCGUCCAGUCUGCUCACUGCCAUCAAGUCAGCCGAAGACACCGAAAAGAGAAGCAACUCCUUGUCCAGCUCAGUGUGCAAUUCGCCUCCUACUAGCCGUGGCGACGUGCCCAGAAUCUCCCACCCUUACGAAGUGGAUCAGGGAACUUUGUCUGCAUGGCGAUCACAAAGCAGCAGCAGUAACCGCCUGUUGGACCGUACGAACACGCUCCGUGGAGGCAAUGUAGCCGCCGCUGCAGCUCGGACCACCAGCAACUCCAGCGAGGCCACUGGCAGUCAGACUCAGCCAAGCGCUCGCAGCUACGGCAGCGGCUGGUCCAACAAUGGAAAAAUCAGGCAGGACGUUGGUUCAGAGAAUGCGCGACCAAUGGGUUGGAGUUCUGAGCAUUGGUUCGACACUUCUGGGAUUUGA
Lecanosticta acicola is the source of this 2051-nucleotide messenger RNA. The record is from the annotation of a GenBank genome assembly. Lineage: Eukaryota; Fungi; Ascomycota; Dothideomycetes; Mycosphaerellales; Mycosphaerellaceae.